AUGGCUGGUUCGCCUGCACAACGCGACGAAGCUGUUGACCCAGACGACACCGGCCGCAGCCAUGCCCAGCCAAGGACUAACAUCCAGCUCCCGACCCGCCAUUUGGACGUCGACGACGACUUUUACCAGUCGACUGCAGCCGUCGCCUCUGCUGCCGAGCUUGGACAACCCGAUGCCAUCUUGCCCAAGUACGCCGACUUCGUCUGCCAAAUGAUGCUUCGCGCGGUCACGUUCCGCGCUCAUUUGCACUGGCUCGACAGGGCCGAUCAGGCGUGCCUCUGUUGCCCCGAGCACGAGACGUACCGCCACUUUCUCGUCGACUGCGACUUCAUCACGGACGUGUAG
Molecule: messenger RNA, 345 nt
Organism: Saprolegnia diclina VS20
Lineage: Eukaryota; Oomycota; Saprolegniomycetes; Saprolegniales; Saprolegniaceae
Exons: 1
Coding region: 1-345 (114 amino acids)
Source: RefSeq, a predicted model, not a curated record